Molecule: messenger RNA, 1788 nt
Organism: Diaporthe amygdali
Lineage: Eukaryota; Fungi; Ascomycota; Sordariomycetes; Diaporthales; Diaporthaceae
Exons: 2
Coding region: 1-1788 (595 amino acids)
Biological process (GO): proteolysis
Molecular function (GO): serine-type endopeptidase activity; tripeptidyl-peptidase activity
Source: RefSeq, a predicted model, not a curated record
AUGGGUCUCAUUCAUGCGGCCUCGGUGCUCCUUGCACUUGCAUCCACAGCAGCAUCUUUCCCAGCUGGGGGCAGCCAUGAUGCUCGUAAGGACACUGUGGUUGUUGAGAGUCUUUCGGCCCCUCCACGCAGCUGGGUGAAGAAUGAGACCCAGCAGGUGGAUAAGGAUGCUUCUCAGAUCCGGCUUCGCAUGCACCUCGUCCAACAGGACAUGGACAAGUUCCAGGAACUUGCUCUGAACAUCGCGACACCAGGUCACCACCUGUAUGGCUCUCACCUGUCACAACAAGCCAUCGACGCCAUCAUUGCUCCCAAGGAUGAGUCCGGUGACCUGGUCAUGGCCUGGCUCGAGAGCGCCGGCCUAAGCGACCAUGCUACGUACUCCGCCCGAGGAGACUCAAUUGUCGUUGAUGCCAGUGUUGCUCAGGUCGAGAAGCUGCUGGACGCCGAAUACAGCAGCUUUCGCAAUACGGAGACCAACGAAAUUGUCCUCCGGACUCUGGAGUUCAGCCUCCCCAGUGCUCUCAAAAGUCAUGUCGACAUGGUCCAGCCGACGACCUUUUUUGGCUUCCGCUCUUACAAGUCUGGCAUUUCUGGUGUGAGACCUCUGAAUGAGGCUACCGUAAACACCCAGAUCGAAUCGGUCAACGCUGUAACCGGCUGCUCAUCCAACAUCAACCCCACUUGUCUCUCGAAUCUCUACAGCUUCUCAUCGGCCAAGAACUACAACACAGGUCUGUUUGGAAUUGCCGGCUUCCUCGAAGAGUACGCCAUAGCAUCCGAUCUAAAGACCUUCUUGUCCAAGUACGCCGUGGAAGGAAACACAGCCCAAUCAUUCAGCUGCGUCGGCGUCAACGGCGGCUCCUGCCCGACGUCCGCAUCGCAGGCAGGCACCGAGGCCAACCUCGACGUGCAGUACGGGCGCGGCAUCGCCGAGUCCAUCCCGAUCAACUACUACAGCACGGCCGGGCGCGGCCAGUGGGUCGGGUCCGGGACCAACACCAACGAGCCGUACGUCGAGUUCCUCGAGUACCUGCUGGGGCUGGACGCCUCCGCGCUGCCCAACACGCUGUCCAUCUCGUACGGCGACGACGAGCAGACGGUGCCCGACUCGUACGCCACCAACGCCUGCAACCUCUUCAGCCAGCUCGGCGCCCGCGGCGUCUCGGUGCUCGUCGCUAGCGGCGACUCCGGCGUCGGCGGCUCCGGCGAGUGCACCCGCAACGGCGUCAAGCAGUUCGCGACCUCGUUCCCGGCGUCGUGCCCGUGGGUGACCACCGUCGGCGGCACGUCGGGCACCGGGCCCGAAUCCGCCUGGACGAGCUCGGGCGGCGGCUUCUCCUACCUCUUCCCGCAGCCCAGCUACCAGGCCGCUGCCGUCAGCUCCUGGGUCGCCUCCGGGACUGCCAGCUCGGUAUCACAGUACUUCAACGCUUCGGGGCGGGCAUACCCAGAUGUCGCUGCGCAAUCGACCAACUUUGUCAUCGUCGUGGACGGUACCUCGGAGCUCGUCGACGGCACGAGCUGUGCGACUCCCACUUUUGCCGGGGUCAUCCAGCUCGUCAACAGUGACCGUGUCGCGAACGGCAAGGCUGGGCUGGGGUUCUUGAACCCCUGGCUGUACGCGAAUGCGACGUCUGCUCUGACGGACAUCAAGUCGGGAAGUAUCAGCGGCUGUUCAUCUCAAAUCUCAGGAGCUGGCUUCAAGGCAGUUUCUGGUUGGGACCCAACGACUGGCUUGGGAACGCCGAUAUUCACCUCACUGCUUGCCUUGUCAAAUAAGACUUAA